UGUUAUUUUUCGAAUAUAUAAGGAGGUGGAGGUGGCAGCUGCAGCCAGAGGCUUCCCGGACUGCAGCCUGAGCCUUGUACCCCGCGCCCCAUCACCCCUCCCCACCCUCCCCGCAUCCCUUUCCUCCCUGUCUCCCUCGCUCCUGGCCCGUUGCUUUUCCUCCCUCCCCUUCCUCCCGCCCCGGCCCACUCCCUCACUGACCAGCCCAGCUGUGCCCAGCUUCUGCAGCCGGCCCCGCAGCGAUGGAGGAGCCCGCGCCAGGCUCAGCUCUCAGCCCGGCCGGCGAGAGCACUGCCGCCCAGCGCACGGGGUACAUCCCCAGGCGACAGCUGGGCCCUCAGGGUCUCCUGGGGUCCCCGGAGCGCGCGACCUCUUCCUCUCCGGUCACCACCCUCACCCAGACCAUGCACAAACUCGCUGGGCUCGGCAGCGAUCCCCCAACUUGUCAGGUAGGGACCUUGCCCCUGAGAAAUCGCCUGACUCGCAGAUCGUUGUCCCGACGGGCGUCCGAAUCUUCCUUGUCAUCUGAGUCCUCAGAGUCUUCUGAUGCAGGUCUCUGCAUGGAUUCCCCCAGCCCUAUGGACCCCCAGAUGGCAGAGCAGAUGUUUGAACAAGCCAUCCAGGCAGCCAGCCAGGUCAUGCGAAGUGAGCAGUUUGCCAUCAGACGCUUCCAAUCCUUACCAGUAAGGCUGCUGGGCCACAGCCCUGUGCUCCGAAACAUCACCAACUCUGAAGCACUAGACCGCUGGAGCAAGAGCGAGGCCGGUGGCAGAGCUGCCAGCAGCCCUGGCGAGGAUAAGGAGAACGAGGGAUUUGUUUUCAAGAUGCCAUGGAAGCCUAUACCUCCCAACCCUGCUUAUGCCCUGGCAGAGUGGGCUAGCCGCAGAGAAGCCUUUACCCAGAGGCCAAGCUCAGCUCCAAACCUGAUGUGCUGUACUCCUGAGAGGAAGAUGGAAGUGGAGGAGCUGAGCCCCAGGGCCCAGUCUCACUGCUUCUCCCUGAGCCCUUCUGAGGGGGCUGAAGAAGAUGAUGGAUUUGUCGACAUCCUGGAGAGUGAUUUAAAGGAUGAUGCGGUCCCCCCAGGAAUGGAGAGCCUCAUCAGUGCCCCAUUGGUCAAGACUUUGGAUAAGGAAGAGGAGCAGGACCUCAUCAUGUUCAGCAAGUGCCAGCGGCUCUUCCGCUCUCCAUCCAUGCCCUGCACCGUGAUCCGGCCCAUCCUCAAGAGGCUUGAACGACCCCAGGAUAAGGACAUACCAGUCCAGAGCAAGCGGAGGAGGAGUGUGACCCUCCCAGAGGAGCAGCAGCAGCCUGAGGAACCUAGAGCCCGGGUCCUCCGCUCAAAGUCCCUGUGUCAUGAUGAGAUUGAAAGCAUCCUGGACAGUGACCACCGCGGGCUUAUUGGAGAUUACUCCAAGGCCUUCCUCCUACAGACGGUAGAUGGCAGACACCAAGACCUCAAGUACAUCUCUCCAGAAACCGUGGUGGCCCUACUGAUGGGCAAGUUCAGCAACAUUGUGGAGAAGUUUGUGAUUGUAGAUUGCAGAUACCCCUAUGAGUACGAAGGCGGGCACAUCAAGACUGCAGUGAACUUGCCCCUUGAACGAGAUGCCGAGACCUUCCUGCUACAGAGCCCCAUCACAGCCUGUAGCCUGGACAAGAGGAUCAUCCUGAUUUUCCACUGCGAGUUCUCAUCAGAGCGUGGGCCCCGCAUGUGCCGAUUCAUCAGGGAACGUGAUCGUGCAGCCAACGACUACCCAAGUCUUUACUACCCUGAGAUGUACAUCCUCAAGGGUGGCUACAAGGAAUUUUUCCCACAGCACCCGAACUUCUGUGAGCCCCAGGACUACCGGCCCAUGAACCACGAGGCCUUCAGGGAGGAGCUGAGGACCUUCCGCCUCAAGACUCGCAGCUGGGCUGGGGAGCGGAGCCGGCGGGAGCUCUGCAGCCGGCUGCAGGACCAGUGAGGCACAAGCACCAGUCUUGCCACCUUUCUUGCCUCACAGGGCCUGGGUGCCAGUGUCCCAAGGACCUGCUAGAGGUCCCAGGUGCUAGCUGGGGGAAGACAGCACAGCUGCCCUGCUGUCUGCCCCUGUCCCUAAUUCCCUUUGUCUCCCUCCAGUCAUUUUCCACACCCUGUUGUCACCCCUGCUUGGUGGUUUGUGCCAGCUCAGAGCAAGUUUUUGGUGUUCAGCAGGGCCUUUUGGCUUUUCUUUCUUGUCUGAGUUGCCUCUUUGUCUUCCUGUGUCCAG
Messenger RNA from Octodon degus (degu), 2249 nucleotides. It is a transcript of the gene Cdc25b, whose product is annotated as cell division cycle 25B. Gene Ontology annotation, cellular component: nucleus; cytoplasm. Gene Ontology annotation, biological process: positive regulation of G2/M transition of mitotic cell cycle; G2/M transition of mitotic cell cycle; protein dephosphorylation. Lineage: Eukaryota; Metazoa; Chordata; Mammalia; Rodentia; Octodontidae. The transcript is spliced from 16 exons. The record is from RefSeq and is a predicted model, not a curated record. Bases 243 to 1964 code for a protein of 573 amino acids. Gene Ontology annotation, molecular function: protein tyrosine phosphatase activity.